AUGCUCGAGUAUCUCAUGCGCUCUGUUGCCAACUGUGGCCGAAUCUUUAAUCGAGUUCAAUCACCAAUUCUGGUUCAGAGUAGAACUCUGAUGAAAACUCAUAAAGGUACUGCCAAAAGAUGGAAAAAGACGUCUACAAGCUACAAGAGGGGACGUGCUGGUAGAAACCACGGUAACGCCGGAUGGAGCAGGUCAUCCUUGAAAUCAUUGAGCGGGAAGACGCUAGCACACUCUACUCACAUAAAGCAUCUGAAAAGACUGCUUCCGUAUCAAUGA
Molecule: messenger RNA, 276 nt
Organism: Lachancea lanzarotensis
Lineage: Eukaryota; Fungi; Ascomycota; Saccharomycetes; Saccharomycetales; Saccharomycetaceae
Gene: MRP35
Product: LALA0S04e01222g1_1
Exons: 1
Coding region: 1-276 (91 amino acids)
Biological process (GO): translation
Cellular component (GO): large ribosomal subunit; ribosome
Molecular function (GO): structural constituent of ribosome
Source: RefSeq, a predicted model, not a curated record